AUGCAUCACAUAACAUACCGUGCUAGGAGUCCAAUCCGGAAAGCCAGACUUCUCUUUUGUGUCUAUACCCAGAAGAAGUUGGUGGAACAAUGUUUUAACGUAUCAUAUAUUGGUCUUUUUUCAAAUACUGUUCAUAAAAAAACUCAUAUGCUAUUUAAUACAUGUUCCUUGUCCGAGGGAUCAUCGUGUUCAAACCAUUAUCCACAAUUCGAUAAUAUCCAGUUAAAAUCUCUACCAAUCGACAAUGGAUCCAAUAGUAUACGAUCUGUACCGAAUGCUUGUUUCACACGUGUCAGUACAACCAAAAUAGACAACCCCCGCUUAGUUUUGUUUUCUCCUGAUGCACUUGCUUUGCUAAAUAUUUGUCAUAAAGUUAACCAUCUUGAUGAACAAAACUGUAAAGAGAAAACAGAAGAAACAAAUUGUCUAGUUGAAUAUUUAUCAGGAAAUAAAUUGUGGCCUGGUAGUGAUCCCACAGCUCAUUGUUAUUGUGGGUAUCAAUUUGGUAGUUUUGCUGGUCAACUUGGCGAUGGUGCAGCAAUUUCACUUGGUGAAGUGGUCAAUGAACAAGGUGAACGUUGGGAAUUACAAUUGAAAGGCGCAGGUUUAACACCAUUUUCUCGGCAAGGUGAUGGAAGAAAAGUAUUACGUUCCAGUUUACGAGAAUUUCUAUGCUCUGAGGCAAUGUAUUAUUUAGGCAUUCCAACUACUCGAGCUGCAUCAAUUAUCACAUCUGACACUCUGGUUGAACGUGAUAUGUUUUAUACAGGUGAUAGUAUCACUGAAAAAGCCAGUAUAACUAGCAGAGUAGCUAAGACAUUCAUCAGGUUUGGAUCUUUUGAAAUAUCUAAGUCCCCAGAUCCAAUUACUGGGCGUUUUGGACCAAGUGUUGGUAAUUUGACAAUUGUGUCACAACUUACUAAUUACGUAAUACAGCAAUUUUAUCCUCAUAUUUGGUCAGACUAUUCAAAUGAUAUUAUUCAUUGUUAUUUGGAAUUCUUUAAAGAAGUAGUAAAACGUACAGCUAACCUAGUUGCUCUUUGGCAAACUGUUGGAUUUUGUCAUGGUGUAUUAAAUACAGAUAAUAUGAGUAUUAUUGGUUUAACAAUUGAUUAUGGACCAUUUGGUUUUAUGGAUCAAUUCACUUGGGAUCAUAUAUCGAAUACAUCAGAUCCAGAUGGACGUUAUUCAUAUGCUCAACAACCAAAUAUUUGUGCAUGGAAUUGUGCUCGUCUAGCUGAAUGUUUAAUUCAAGCAUUAAUUGAUCAACAGAAAUAUUCAUCUGAUAAAACAAUCGAUAAAGAAUUUGUUAAUAAUCUUACAAAAAAAUUCACUAAUGUUUUAGAUACUACAUAUGUGUCCUAUUUUAAAAGUGUCUAUUUGGAAAGAAUGCGUAAAAAGUUAGGUUUAUUUUAUCCUAAAGAUGAAAUAGAUACUGAUCUAAUUGAAAAUUUAUUUAAUACAAUGGAAAAAACUGGAGCUGAUUUUACAAAUACAUUUUUAGCAUUAGAAGAUACUUUAUUUCAAUUAUUUAAUGAAAAUGAUUCAGAUUUAUUAAAACCUGAUCUGAUAGUUAAUGAAUGUUGUAGUUUAAGUCAACUACAAGAAACAUUUGAACCUAUUAAUAUAGAAUUACAUCGUCAACUAUCUGCAAGAUUUACUGGUAUACGUGAAAAUAUCAUAGAUCAACUAGAAGAAACGAAGAUUUUGAAAAGUAAAGAGAAAGAAAAACUGUAUAAAGAACUAGAGCAUAUGACAGAAGAAGAAUACCAAGAGAGAAAUAAACGUCUAUGGUCUAUUUGGUUACGAGCAUACAAAACGCGUUUAAAAAUUGAUUUCGAAAGGAAUAAUGACAAUACCAAAACACAAAUCUCCGAACGUUUGAAUUUAAUGCAGUCUGUAAAUCCUCGAGUAGUUCUACGUAAUUAUCUUGCGGAAGAAGCUAUUAAAUCAGCUGACAAAGGAGAUUAUACAGUUGCACAACAAUUAUUCGACUCAUUGACCACGCCUUUUAAAAAUCCUGAUACGUCUUUGAAUAACGAGUGUUGUCGUCUGGUAUCCCGGAUUAAAUAUCGUCCUCCUAAUUGGUCUCGUAAACUACGUGUUUCUUGUUCAUCUUAA
This is a messenger RNA of Schistosoma rodhaini, 2121 nucleotides long. The record is from the annotation of a GenBank genome assembly. NCBI's taxonomy places the organism in Eukaryota, Metazoa, Platyhelminthes, Trematoda, Strigeidida, Schistosomatidae.